UCGGUCGACCUUUGAGCGUCUACAGAGAACAGGGCAUGCGCAGAAGACCUUUGCCAGGUCCGACUGUCGCACGCAGAGGAUAGGAGAGGCGGUAGUUGCCUUAUGAGACGCUUUAAUCAAGAGCAUGAGGGAUCAUAGUCUUGUGCCUCUCUAGGAAGUAAUCAUAUCUCACCGAGUCUGUGGGGGGGCCUGGCGAGCGCGGGAAGUUUUGGCGGGAGUGACUUGCAGUUUCUCUGCCUCAGAAGCCCUGAGGGGGCGGAGCCCCGCCCCCUUCUCCCUCCCCUGAAACCGGGAAAGGGGCGGGAAGGAUCGGCGGAGGAGGGUCCGCUGUGACCGAAGGCGGCCUCGGAGGGAGUUUUCCCCCGUUUGGGCUGAGCUGAAGCCGGAGACAGAAUGCAGGCUUGGGGGUCUCCCCUUCAGGCGGGGAGCGGCCUCCCCGAGGGUCCCCGCAGCUCCGAGGCUGAGCGCUGGCGUUUCCGCAGCUGCGCCUCCCGGGAGGCCGAGGGGCCCCGGGCGCUUUGCAGUCGCCUGCACCGGCUGUGCCGGGGGUGGCUGCGGCCCGAGCGGAGCAGCAAAGCCGAGAUGCUGGACCUAGUGGUGCUGGAGCAGCUGCUGGCCCUGCUGCCCCCGGAGCUGUCGGGCUGGCUGAGGGAGUGCGGGGCGGAGAGCUGCGCCCAGGCGGUGGCCCUGGCCGAAGGCUGCCUCCUCGGCCCCUCAGGCUUCCCGGAGCCUGGAAAGGGGCAGCAGUUGCAGGAGCCAUAUAUGGGGGAAAUCUCAGCAGAGCACCAGGGACGAGAUCAAUCAAGUAAUUCAGGAGAGCUUUUUUCCAGGAGGAUCCAACUGGGGACAUCUUGCCAGAGCAGUGUUCCCUUUGAAGAGGUGGCUGUGGAAUUCACAGAGGAGGAAUGGGCACUGCUGAAUUCUGGCCAGAAAGCCUUGUGCAGGGAAGUCAUGCUGGAUGUUUCUGCAAAUAUAGCUUCACUAACAGGUGAUUGUGAUUGGAAUGGGCUAGAGAAUAAGAAGGACAAGCAGCAGAGGUUAUUGAAACGGCAAAGAGGAGUAUCUGCAGAGAGCCAUUCCUUCUCUUUUACUAUACCUAAUAUAUUGAAUAGGGAACAUAAACCUCAAAGGACUGUAAAACAUGACAGCCUAAGCAAAAAGAUGAAACUAUGCAUGAACUGUGGAAAGAGCUUCAGUAGCAAGAGUAAACUUCAUUGCCAUCAGGGGAGCCACAUAGAUGAGAAGCUAUGUAAAGGUCCAGAACAUGAAAAAAGUUUUUGUCAGAAAACACAGAUGAUUUGUCCUAAAAGGAUCCACACAGGGCACAGACCAUAUAUUUGCCUGGAAUGUGGGAAGAGCUUCACUCAGAAAGGAACACUUAAUUCUCAUAAAAAGAUCCACACUGGGGAGAGACCAUACAAAUGCAUGGAGUGUGGAAAAAGCUUUAACUGGAGUAAAGGUCUUGUUCGUCAUGAAAGGAUUCACACUGAGGAGAAACCAUAUAAAUGCAUGGAGUGUGGAAAGAGCUUCAUUCAGAAAGGAAAACUUAAUUCUCAUAAAAAGAUCCACACUGAGGAGAAACCAUAUAAAUGCAUGGAGUGUGGAAAGAGGUUCAUUGACAGCUGGCGCCUUACUUUCCACCAAAGGAUGCACACAGGGGAAAGACCACAUAAAUGCUUGGAGUGUGGAAAAAGCUUUAACUGGAGAAAUAAUCUUACUCGUCAUGAAAGGAUCCAUACUGGGGAGAGACCAUAUACAUGCUUGGAGUGUGGAAAGAGUUUUGCUCAAACAGUACAUCUUAAUACUCAUAAAAGGAUCCACACAGGGGAGAGACCAUAUAGAUGCUUAGAAUGUGGGAAAAGCUUUAGUUGUGGCAGCAAUUUAAUACAUCAUGAAAGGAUUCACACUGGGGAGAAACCAUACAAGUGCAUGGAGUGUGGAAAAAACUUUGCUCGAAAAGCACAUCUUAAUUCUCAUAAAAGGAUCCACACUGGGGAGAGACCAUAUAAAUGCACGGAGUGUGGAAAAAGCUUUGCUCAAACAGCACAUCUUAAUUCUCAUAAAAGGAUCCACACAGGGGAGAGACCAUAUAAAUGCUUGGCGUGUGGAAAGAGUUUUGCUCGGAAAGGAUGUCUUACUGGUCAUGAAACAAUACACACGGGGGAUAAACCAUUUAAAUGCACAGUGUGUGGAAAAAGCUUUGCUCGGACAGGACAUCUUUAUUCUCACAGAAGGACCCACUCAGUAGAGAAACCUUAUAAAUGCUUUGAGUGUGGAAAAAGCUUUAACUGGAACAGAGAUCUUACUCGUCAUGAAAGAAUCCACACUGGGGAGAGACCAUACAGGUGCAUGAAGUGUGGAAAGCAAUUCAGUCAGAAUAGUGCUCUUAUUAAUCAUGAAAGAAUCCAUACAGGGGAGAGACCAUAUAACUGCACAGAGUGUGGAAGAAGCUUUGCUCAAAUAGGGGCACUUAACUCCCAUAAAAUGAUCCACAUGGAGAUGGGACUAUAUAAAUACAUGUAGUGUGGAGAAAGCUUUAACAAUUACAAAACAUUUACUCGUGAAAGAAUCCACACAAAAAUUCCAUAUUAAUGGAGGGUGGAAAUAUUUUUACUGGGUAAGAACAGCUUACUCGUCAUGAAAGGGUCCGUGCUGGGAGGAAACCUUCCAAAUGGACAAAGUGGAAGGCCUCCAGUAGAAACUCUUAUCUAACUCACCAUUAGAGGAUCCACACAGGAGAGAAAUCAUGUAAAUGUAGGGUGUGUAGAAAAAGCUUUCCUUGGGAAGGACACCAUAAUUCUCAUAAAAGAAUGCCCAUAGAAGAAAUGAUAUAAAUCCACGGAAGGAGCUUCAGAACAACCUUUCUGGUCCCAAAUACUGGAAUUCAUUCAGAAUAGCCAGGUGUUCUUUUUCCUACUUUGACCUGCCUUUUUCUUCUCCCUGUAGAAAGAGGGAUGCAAAAUAGGAAUUAAGCCCUUUAGUUUCCUCCCUGUUGCCCAUCACCAUCUCACCAGCUUUUCCAACUGGAGGACUAAUAGCUUCCUUGACUUCCCUCUUAAUUGACUGGAAAAAAAACCUAUAAAACAGAAAUGGAAUAUUUAUCAUCAUUCUAGUCAUUGUCUGUCCACUGCAGGAUGAAGGUCUGUUCCGCAUGUUUCCAAACCAAUAAUGGUCUUGAGAUUUGCUUUGCUAUUUGGGUCUGUAAUAGUUGCUGAUGUUGUGACUAUGUCUUGUCUCUCUUUUGUGAACGCUUUUUACUACGUAGAAUCCAUUCUAUGACUGCCUUUGUCCACUAGUAGUUCUUGCAUUUCCACUUCUAUUCUUUUACUCUUUAGAAGGCGUCAUAAAUUUUCAUUUGUUCUCUAGUCAGUGUCUUUCUAUCUUGUCUUGUGAGACCGAGCAUGUAUCUGAAAUUGCAUACGUUUACCAAAUCUAGAAAGGAUUUCAAUCUGCCGAUGUUAAUUCCCACAAAAUAGUGUUCGUGUUUCUUCGCUUUCUUCUUUAGCUAAAGAAAUCUUGUCCUUUCGUUAUCUUCUGACCAAGAGAAGUUGAAGGAGUGAGAUGAGCCCCAGAAAGACCACCUCCUUUUGAGCAGUUGCCAACACAAUUAUUCUUCACCAACAGAGUUUGGGGUAGAAACUUUAUAUUCUUGGAACCUUAUUAAUAAACUCUUAUGGCAUGUGA
Molecule: messenger RNA, 3684 nt
Organism: Notechis scutatus (mainland tiger snake)
Lineage: Eukaryota; Metazoa; Chordata; Lepidosauria; Squamata; Elapidae
Source: RefSeq, a predicted model, not a curated record